CGAAUGUAGGUUUGACGUUUGACGAAGUGACGGCGGAAUCUACCCAAUCCAUCGUCCAUCACGGACUUCCUUGAUCGACAUCAUCGUGCGACGUAUCCAAUGGCGGUAUUUUGCUGCUCUGGUAAAGCUGCGCGAGGACGCGGCCGUGUAACGGUAGCACGUCGUUACUGGCGGUCAUGUAACGAUCCCGGACACGUCGUCCAGGGAGCACCGAGUCCGAAAAUCUAAAUGUCAGAAUAUCCGCUGAUCAAAUACGGAAUAUCCCGUUCUCUGACGAAGCUAAGAAUGCGUCGUCGUUAAACGCACCGCGCCGCUGCUGAUAAUUGCCGUACGUUUAUUUGCAACGUCCACGAAGAUGGGCUUUUCCACGAGCCUGCAGGGCCAGGCAUCGCACGAGGCGCUACUGGCUCGCCAGGAUGCCGAGAUCAAGCUUCUGGAGACGAUGCGAAGAUGCCUUACAAUGAAGGUCAAGUCCGAUAGAGAAUACGCUUCUACUGUUUCCUCGCUUAUCGUCCAAGGGAAGAAAAUUGAGCGCAGCGAAGAUCUUGUUGGCAGUCUCAUAGUGCAGAGCUGGAGAGACAUUAUGGACUCUAUCGAUCAGACAGCUAAAUUGAUUAAACAACAGGCAGACAAUAUUGAAAAUGUUGUGGAUCAGUUGAAUACAUUGUAUUCGGAAAGGAGAAGGGCCAGAAAGCUUUAUCAAGAGGAGCAGGCCUGGCUGACUAAUCAGUUUCAACAGUUGACAGAUGAUGUAACUAAGAAAAAACUAGAGUAUCAAAAGAAUCUGGAAAUGUAUAAGUCAAUGAGGUCGCGAUUUGAAGAAUAUUAUGUCAAGUCUGGCCGGGGUGGUCGCAAAUUAGAUGAAGUAAGGGAAAAAUAUCAAAAGGCAUGCAGGAAACUUCAUCUAACGCACAAUGAAUACGUAUUAUUACUAGGUGCUGUGACAGAAUGCGAACAUGAUUUAAGAACCUGUUAUUUGCCAAGUUUGCUUCAUCGGCAACAAGCUAUUCACCAAGAAUUUAUAACUUCGUGGAAAGGAGUACUUCAGGAUAUUGUAAGAUACUCGGAUUUUACAACAGAGAAAUUUCUGGAGAUCCAUGUACGAGUGCAAAAGAUAGUUGACAGUAUUAAGCCUAUCGAAGAGUAUAGAGAUUUUAUUGGAAAGCAUAAAACUAGGCCAGCAUCUCCAAUCAGAUUCACGUUUGACGAGAAUCUUGUGGAUGAUACCUCAGGGAAAUUAUUGCCAAAUAAGUUGACUGUAGAUAAUCUAACUAUAGAUUGGUUGAGAACUCGUCUUACGGAACUCGAAGCUUCUCUCAAGACCACACAACAAAAUCGACAGAGUCCUCAAUUUUUGCAAGAAAAUAAUAGUGAUUCUAAGAUUUUAGUUUUGGACUAUUCUCGCGAAAGGGAAGAACUGAAAUUACGUUGUCAGGAGAAAAAAUUACAAAGACAGGUGGAAGCCAUUAGGAGUGCGCUUAAUGAAUUAGGCUGUGAAGAAUUACCUCCGGGUUGCGACCUCUCUGUAGAAGGUUCUUUCACUGAUUCACCUACAAUUAAUAAAAGAAAGAGAGUUGUAGACAGUGGUCUGUUCACAUUAAGGAGAAAUCAACGAUUUAUGACAAUAUUAAAAUCACCUUUUAAAUCCUUGCCAGCAAUUAAUGAUUCAAAAAACGGACUAAUUAGGGCAAAUAGCGAAGGGCCUACAGCCAAAGCAGACAAUAAUAUCCCCCCUGUUGUACCGUCGCAUUUAAUUAACAACCAAAAAAAUAACGGCGAUCUUAUAGAGGAGGAAUGGUUUCACGGAGUGCUACCGAGAGAAGAAGUCGUAAGAUUACUUGUUAACGAAGGAGACUUUUUAGUACGCGAAACAAUGAGAAAUGAUGAAUGUCAGAUAGUUUUAUCCGUUUGUUGGGACGGGCACAAGCAUUUUAUCGUACAAACUACAGAGGGUCACUAUAGAUUUGAAGGACCCACAUUUCCAUCUAUUCAAGAACUAAUCAGGCAUCAGUGGCUAUCCGGCUUGCCGGUGACUAGUCGAUCUGGUGCUAUUCUUAAAACGCCAAUAUUGCGCGAGCGAUGGGAGCUUAAUAACGAUGAUGUCAUCCUUUUGGAGAAAAUAGGUCGAGGAAAUUUUGGGGAUGUUUACAAGGCGCAACUGAAGACUUGUAAGACUGAAGUAGCCGUGAAAACGUGCAAAAUAACGUUACCGGACGAACAGAAACGCAAAUUUUUGCAAGAAGGGAGAAUAUUGAAGCAAUAUGAUCAUCCGAACAUAGUCAAAUUGAUUGGUAUCUGCGUUCAAAAACAGCCGAUUAUGAUCGUGAUGGAACUGGUGCCUGGUGGUUCGUUACUUACGCAUUUACGGAAGAAUGCCAGUACAAUAACCCAGCGGGAGCAAUUGCGUAUGUGCAAGGAUGCUGCAGCUGGCAUGAGCUACUUAGAAUCUAAGUAUUGCAUUCAUAGAGAUUUAGCCGCUCGCAAUUGUCUCGUAGGAUACGAGUGCAUAGUCAAAAUCUCUGAUUUUGGAAUGUCAAGAGAGGAGGAAGAAUAUACAGUCUCAGAGGGUAUGAAACAAAUUCCCAUUAAGUGGACUGCACCAGAGGCCUUGAAUUUCGGUAAAUAUACAUCGCUUUGCGAUGUGUGGAGUUAUGGAAUUCUAAUAUGGGAAAUAUUUUCCAAAGGCGGCAAUCCAUAUAGCGGUAUGUCCAACAAGCAAGCACGCGACAAGAUAGAUGCAGGAUAUCGAAUGCCAGCUCCGGAUGGAACACCCGAAGAGAUCUAUCGAUUGAUGCUGCGGUGUUGGGAGUACGAACCAGAGAAACGACCGCAUUUCGAUCAAAUAUUCACCGUGGUUGAAAGGCUAUCUCAAGCAUAUCUAUGAGUAUUAUAUUAAAAAUAUUUUAUGUGGGCAUAUAGUUUCCCUAUGCUAUAGUUUCCCGACACUUAUUUUGUAUAAUUUACGAAUUAUAUGAAAUUCAAGUUGAUAUCUAAAAGAUACAGGUUUUAAAAGUAUGAAAUGCUCACAACCAAACUGUAUUUUAUUCUGUAAGUAUAUAUAUGUAUACGUAUGUAUAUAUAUCAUGGAUAUACUAAGAUAUAUCCAUGGUAUAGAUAUACUAGCAUAAAAAACACAUUAAAUUGCCAUUAUUAUACGUCAUUGCGAAAUCGCGUCGAUGUGAAUGCCAUUGGUUAUGUUUUUUCGCAAUAUAUGUUUAAUUAA
Molecule: messenger RNA, 3223 nt
Organism: Formica exsecta
Lineage: Eukaryota; Metazoa; Arthropoda; Insecta; Hymenoptera; Formicidae
Product: tyrosine-protein kinase Fer-like
Exons: 16
Coding region: 356-2884 (842 amino acids)
Biological process (GO): peptidyl-tyrosine phosphorylation
Molecular function (GO): ATP binding; non-membrane spanning protein tyrosine kinase activity
Source: RefSeq, a predicted model, not a curated record